GGCCGCGGUCGCGGCCGCAAAGAAAAGGCGGCGGGACCCGAGCCGUAGCAGCUGCAGGGCACGGCCUCGCCAUGAGCGGCCACAACGCGUCCGAGUUCCAGGUCCUCUGUAGCCCCGGCCGGCUGUUCCUGCAGCCGCUGUGGGACAGCCUGCGGGCCCGGGAGGCGCUCCUGCAGUCGCCCUUCUUCCCGGCCGCCUUCUCCAUCUGCACCUACCUGGGCUGCUGCCUGCCCUUCGUGCUGCUGGACGUGCUGUGCCCCUGGGCGCCCGCGCUGCGGCGCUACAAGAUUCACCCGGACUUCGCGCCGUCGGCGCGGCAGCUGCUGCCCUGCCUGGCGCAGACCCUCUACCAGCACGCCGCGUUCGUCUUCCCCGUGACGCUGCUGCACUGGGCGCGCGGCCCGGCCCCCAUGCCCGCCGAAGCGCCCGAGCUGCUGGAGCUGGUGCGCCACGCCGCCUGCUGCCUGCUGCUCUUCGACGCCGAGUUCUUCGCGUGGCACGUGCUGCACCAUCGGGUGCCCUGGCUGUACCGCACGUUCCACAAGGUGCACCACCAGAACGCGGCGUCGUUCGCGCUGGCCACGCAGUACAUGAGCGUCUGGGAGCUCUUUUCGCUGGGCUUCUUCCACCUGCUGAACGUCACGCUGCUCCAGUGCCACCCGCUCACCGCGCUGCUCUUCCACGUGCUCAACAUCUGGCUGUCGGUGGAGGACCACUCGGGCUACGACUUCCCGUGGUCCACGCACCGACUCGUGCCCUUCGGCUGCUACGGCGGCGUGGAGCACCACGACCUGCACCACUCGCAGUUCAACUGCAACUUCGCCCCCUACUUCACGCACUGGGACAAGCUGCUGGGGACCUUCCGGCCGGCGCGUGCCAAGUGACGUGUGCCCCCUCCCCCCGCCCCCCGCGGGCGCGGUGGCUGGGUGCCCCUCGAACCCGGGACUGCUGAGCACUUCACACUUGAAUCAGGACAGACACACCUGAGCCUUUGUGUUGUUUUGGUUUUGUAAGUAAUUUAUUGCCUGAUAGAGAUUUGUGGGUUAAGUCUGAUGUAUUUUCACAGCCUGACAGAGUAAUUUAUAUCGUUUUUGUGUAUGGAGGACCGUACUCGGAGUCGAGUUCUAGCUCACUUCCGGAGCUUUGAUUCCUGGAUAUGUUAGGCACUCGUCACAGACAUAUUUAAAUCAUCUCUAAAACGAUUUGUUUGUAGGGCAAGGACUUUCAUAUUUCUGAAAGUGUCAUAGAAAUAGGCUACAAGAAGAUAUUUUUAUGGAGACUAUGAGCAAUGAAGCAUAUCCCUGCUGGACAGUGAUCACAAGUAUUGUACUUUCCCCCUAUUUUUUCAUAUAACUGUAUAUUUAUGUACAAUGAAAUGUUAUU
Molecule: messenger RNA, 1383 nt
Organism: Hyaena hyaena (striped hyena)
Lineage: Eukaryota; Metazoa; Chordata; Mammalia; Carnivora; Hyaenidae
Gene: CH25H
Product: cholesterol 25-hydroxylase
Exons: 1
Coding region: 72-884 (270 amino acids)
Biological process (GO): cholesterol metabolic process; sterol biosynthetic process
Molecular function (GO): steroid hydroxylase activity; C-4 methylsterol oxidase activity; iron ion binding
Source: RefSeq, a predicted model, not a curated record